GAGACAGAGGUAGGAGGCAGUCACUCUGUCUCUGUCUCUGUCUGUGCCAGGUCGGACAGACUCCUCACACACACACCCCCACCCACCCCAUCUCCCAACUCUUCAUCGUAUAUCCCGAGACUACUACAUCCGGUAACAAACUCACUGGGGGAGAGAAAAAACAGAAUUGGAAUUAAGAAGAAGACUCCCAGGAUUGUGUUCAUGUAUUUUAGAAGUAGCAUUUGUUAAUUGUAUUCCUUUGUGUGGUCUGUGGGCUGUGUUUUUUAACUGAGACAUUAAUGAACCCGUUUGCAUCGGCAGCUACAGAAGAUAAAUUGAAACUCGCGUUUCUUUGCUGAAGAUUGUAAGUCACAAGCCAGAGGGGAGUGAGAGAGAGAAGUGAACAAAAAAGCAAGAAUCAGUUGGCAUUCCUUUCCUCCUGCAAUUGACUUGGGGAAACUUUUGUUUGGAUUACGUUGAUCCCAGUUUCUUUUGAAAGCUCGAUUUUGGAUUUUUUUGUGUGUCUCUCUCUUCCGUGCACACAAAAAAACCCACACGCUCAGUUCUUGAUUUGGUUGCACCGUCCUUGUGAAGAUGAUGUGGAUUUCGCUGUGCCUGGCUUUACUGGGACUCCUUCCCUCCCCUGUUCUGGGAGAUCAGAGACCCAAGACCUGUUUGGACAUGAGAACGCUCUACAGCUCCAAAGGGUUCUCGGUGACCGCGGUGCCUUCAGCUGAGAUUUCAGGAGAGCACCUGCGGAUCUGCCCACAGGGUUACACCUGCUGCACAAGCGAAAUGGAGGACAACUUGGCCAAACGGAGCCUCAGUGAAUUCGAGGCAAUGGUGAGGAAUGCCAGCCAUACGGUGCAGAUGAUGCUCACGACGCAACACAGCAGCUUCGACAGCUACUUCCAGGAGCUGCUAGACCAAUCCGAAAAGAACCUACACAGGAAGCUGACACACAUGUAUGGACUCCUAUGCGCCGAGAAUAGCAAAAUCUUUAAGGACCUGUUCAGUGAGCUGCGUCAUUAUUACAAAGGCGCCAACAUCAACCUGGAGGAGGUGCUGAAUGAGUUCUGGUCGAGGCUGAUGGAGUGCCAAUUCAAACAUCAGAACCCACACUUCCAGAUCAGUGACGAGUAUCUCGAGUGCAUGGUUAAACACGCAGAGCAGCUGAGACCCUUUGGCGAGGUACCUCGGUUCUUCAAGAUGAGGCUAACUCGAGUGUUCAUCGCCGCUCGGUCCUUCGUGCGGAGCCUCAGUCUUGGCACGGAUGUGGUGAAGAAAGUUUCUCAGGUACCUCCAAGCCCAGAGUGUGUUCGAGCCAUGAUGAGAUUGAUGUAUUGUCCUCACUGCCGGAGCAUGGCAAGUGUGAAACCUUGCAACAACUAUUGCCUCAACAUCUUGAAGGGCUGCCUGGCCAAUCACGCGGACCUAGACAGCGAGUGGAGGAACCUGGUCGACUCUAUGGUUCAGGUGGCUGAUGGAUUUAAUGGACCGUCAAACAUGGAGUCGCUGGUUGAUACAAUUUACAUGAAGAUCGCUGAAGCAAUACAGACCAUGCGAGAUAACAGAGUUCAUAUUUCAUCAAAGGUUCUUCAGGGUUGUGGUCAUCUCAAAUCGGUAAGCAAACGGUCGACCGAGGAUGAUUCAAGGAGACGCGGGAAGCUGUACCCAGUGGAGGAGAGGCCAUUCAGUCUCACCACUCCACCCAUGGAGAGAUUGGUUACUGAAGUCAAGAUGAAGCUCCAAGGUGUUCGAAAAUUGUGGGUCACACUCCCCAGUGCCCUGUGCAACGAGAAGGUGACGGCAGGUUUGGCCAAUGAGGACAGGUGUUGGAAUGGGCAGAGCAGAGGGAGGUAUCUCCCAGAGGUCAUGGCGGAUGGAUUAGCCAAUCAGAUUAACAACCCAGAGGUUGAGGUUGACAUCACCAAGCCGGAUAUGACCAUUCGCCAGCAGAUCAUGCAGCUGCGGAUAAUGACGAAUCGACUGCGGAAUGCCUACAAUGGCAACGAUGUGGAUUUCCAGGACACGAGUGAUGAUAGCAGCGGGUCUGGGAGUGGUGACGCCUGCUUGGAAGAUGGAUGCAGCAGGAGACGGUUGUUCAAUGCUGCAACCCGGUCACCUGUUGUCUACGCCAUUCCAGAGCAGAGUGGGAAAUCCAACCUGGGAAACGGAGGCAACGUCCUGCGAUGCUCAGCUGCCUCCUUCCACCUGCUGGCCUUGGCCCUGGCCCUGCCAUUUUUCUGUCGGUAGAAUUCUUUAUGGGGCAUGAGAGAGAGAGACUGAGGCAAAACCUUUGCCAACAACAAAAAAAAAGAGGACAAGUGUUUUGUUUAACUUUUGCAUCAAAAAUAAAAGAAUCUUAUUUGUAAAUUCUG
This is a messenger RNA of Rhincodon typus (whale shark), 2360 nucleotides long. Its product is annotated as glypican-1-like. The transcript has 9 exons. Bases 574 to 2235 code for a protein of 553 amino acids. NCBI's taxonomy places the organism in Eukaryota, Metazoa, Chordata, Chondrichthyes, Orectolobiformes, Rhincodontidae. Gene Ontology annotation, molecular function: fibroblast growth factor binding. Gene Ontology annotation, cellular component: plasma membrane; cell surface; extracellular region. Gene Ontology annotation, biological process: regulation of protein localization to membrane; negative regulation of fibroblast growth factor receptor signaling pathway; cell migration. The record is from RefSeq and is a predicted model, not a curated record.